AUGGACCAACCAAAAGUCAUCGACGACGAAAAGCAACCCUACGUUACUCACGACGUAUUUGUCGCGGAUAAUAGUAGACCGUCGUUGUCCUCAUACUCCUCCCAUGCGUCAUCCCGCACUGCCUAUGUUCCUCACAACCAUCAUGCCAACGAGCAACAUCACUCGACUACAGCCCCGAGUUUCGACUUUGACCCUCCUGAUGGCGGAUGGCGAGCCUGGUCUCAGGUGCUUGCUGCCAACCUCGCUAAUGCUGUAUCCUGGGGCUACGCUGCUACAUUUGGAGUAUACCAGCUGUAUUAUGUUGACGCAAUGGGCCUAGAGUCAUCACAGGUAUCUUGGAUUGGGUCAGUCCAGGUAUUUCUUGCAUUUGUUGUCUGCGGCCCAUCCGGCCGCAUUGCCGAUGCCGGCUACGCUCACGAGAUUAUCAUCGUGGGCUGCUUCUUUGUUGUACUGGGCUCUUAUAUGACUAGCUUUUGUUAUGAGUAUUGGCAAAUCAUGCUCGCCCAAGGGGUUUGCACGGGGAUCGGUCUUGGCGUCAUUUCUACUCCCGCCGUCGCCAUAACCAGCUCGUACUUUAGCACACGCAGAUCACUGGCGCUAUCCAUGUCCGCUAUGGGAACCUCCGCGGGAGGUGUUGUCUUCCCAGCGAUAGUGCAGUACCUGAUUCCUCAGAUAGGGUUUAGCUGGGCUACCCGAGUCGGAUCUCUUGCGGCGCUUGUAUUCUGUGUAGGAGCCUGCGUGCUCCUGAAGCCGUAUAUCCCGGGGCGGAAAACAGGCCCCUGGGUUGAGUGGGCAGCAUUCAAAGAGAUCCCCUAUGCAUUAUUUGCUGCUGCAGCUUUUCUGAACUUUUACGGCAUGUACUUUGGACUUUUUUAUGUGAGCAUCACCGUUUGUCUAUAUGCUCGCAGGCUUCCAGGGAGAAGUUGA
This is a messenger RNA of Metarhizium acridum CQMa 102, 927 nucleotides long. RefSeq lists its product as uncharacterized. Gene Ontology annotation, cellular component: membrane. Lineage: Eukaryota; Fungi; Ascomycota; Sordariomycetes; Hypocreales; Clavicipitaceae. Gene Ontology annotation, molecular function: transmembrane transporter activity. The record is from RefSeq and is a predicted model, not a curated record. Gene Ontology annotation, biological process: transmembrane transport.